GGCGGGGGAAGAGAGAGGGUUUGGGGUGAGCCGCCAUUCCCCGGACCAGUAUUCAGACGCACAGGGAGAGGAGGUAGCGGAACCUUUGUCCUCCGCCUCACUCUCGCUUCCACCCGGACUCAGUUGGCGUCGGACGCAAUUGCGGAGGCCUAGAAACAUGGAGGCGGCGGGUGCUGGGGCUGGGCAGCCGUCCUCUCGUCUGGAGGCUCCGGAAUCUACAGACGAUCGGCUUUUCCUGAUUAAAGGUGGAGUGUUCCUUGGUACUGUUGCUGCAGCAGGAAUGGUAGCCGGAUUUGUUACAACAUUAUCAUUGGCUAAAAAGAAAAGCCCUGAAUGGUUCAAUAAGGGAAGUAUGGCCACGGCUGCCUUACCGGAGAGUGGGUCUAUCCUUGCCUUGCGAGCCUUGGGUUGGGGCUCACUUUAUGCGUGGUGUGGUGUUGGUGUGAUCAGCUUCACAGUCUGGAAAGCUUUAGGAGUACACAGUAUGAAAGACUUUCGAAGCAAAAUGCAAUCAAUAUUUCCAGCAAUCCCCAAGAACUCCGAAUCGACUCUUGAGUGGGAGGAAGCAUUGAAAUCCAAAUGAGAUAAGCAUGGUGAGGGAAGUCUAAAACGAUUAUUUUGGAAAGGGUGGCUUCAGAGAUGCCACAGAAGCAAAGGGGCCUCGAUUGAUUUAUCAUCAGGAACAUGUGCAUUGUUGACUGAAUUCAUGGGAUAGAAGGCGCUCAGUGUCCACAGAGGAGGCCGCCAGUCUGUGCGCUUUACUUUAAAAUUCACAUGGGCAUGCGUGUGCCUAAGGUUUUCCCAAAACUGGGAAGACUAUUUAAAAAUAAUCAUAUGGAUAACCUCUCUGUGGAGAAGAUCCCAGGAGAAGUACGUCUGUUUAUAACAGCUGAAGCCAAGUUUUGUACCUGAAAAAAAUGUAUAAUAACAUAUGAUGGAAAAUCUUUAUAGACAGACUCCUAACCACACUUAGUACCUCAAUGUGUCUAAUUAAAUGAGUUUCAACAGCG
Molecule: messenger RNA, 1010 nt
Organism: Herpailurus yagouaroundi (jaguarundi)
Lineage: Eukaryota; Metazoa; Chordata; Mammalia; Carnivora; Felidae
Gene: TMEM242
Product: transmembrane protein 242
Exons: 4
Coding region: 158-583 (141 amino acids)
Source: RefSeq, a predicted model, not a curated record